GCCCCUGAGGAAAGGCCCCGCGAGGGGUGCCACAUGUUAUCCACAGGAAGACACAGCGCCUCCAGCACUCACCUUGUUUCUGCUUCUUGCCAGCUGUUACCACAGGCACGUGCUGCCUUCGGAAUAAAAUACAUCUGAAAAUUGAGUGUGUAGGGCCCUAACAGAAGCCCGGGCGCGCUGCACCUCGGGUGAGGAUUGGCCGAAGACAGGAAGGCGGGGUUUGGAGGCAGGUUAAGAGCGCUCGGUGGUCGGGCCACGCGUUCCUGAGAAGGUUCAAUGGCGUGGCAGGGGAUGGCGACCGAGUUCCUGCAGGUGCCGGCGGUGACGCGGACCUACACCGCAGCCUGCGUCCUCACCACCGCCGCCGUGCAACUGGAGCUCCUCAGCCCCUUCCAGCUCUACUUCAAUCCGCACCUCGUGUUCCGGAAGUUCCAGGUCUGGAGGCUCGUCACCAACUUCCUCUUCUUCGGGCCCCUGGGAUUCAGCUUCUUCUUCAACAUGCUCUUCGUGUUUCGCUACUGCCGUCUGCUGGAGGAGGGUUCCUUUCGCGGCCGCACGGCCGACUUCGUCUUCAUGUUUCUCUUCGGGGGUGUCCUUAUGAUCCUGCUGGGGCUCCUGGGCAGCCUCUUCUUCCUGGGCCAGGCUCUCACAGCCAUGCUGGUAUACGUAUGGAGCCGCCGCAGCCCCCGGGUGAGGGUCAACUUCUUCGGCCUCCUCACCUUCCAGGCGCCAUUCCUGCCCUGGGCGCUCAUGGGCUUCUCAAUGCUGCUGGGCAACUCAAUCCUCGUGGACCUCCUGGGGAUUGUUGUGGGCCACAUCUACUACUUCCUGGAGGAUGUCUUCCCCAACCAGCCUGGCGGCAAGAGGCUGCUGCUGACCCCUGGCUUCCUCUCACUUGCAUCAGAUGACCAGUCCACAUGGUUUAUUCCUGGAUCGUCACCAGCACGAGCGCUCCUCCAGCCACCGGCUGUCACAUUCACAGAUGACAGAAGUAUUCGCCAUGGAAUUGGACCUUGACGUUGUAGUGAAACCUUUGGUGUAGCAGUGGGCUCUGCGGUGGGCAGGCGGCAUGUGAAGGCCCCUCGCCGGGCCUCUCCCAGGCAGGUGGCCAGCCUGGCCAGUGGGCUGAGGCAGGCAGGGUGUGUCCCACCCACCAGCUGGGGGCUUGGGCCACCUCCUGCUGGCCUGAACACACACCUCAGCAGUGGAGCCCACUUGUCUCCAAAGCCAGCUGGGCCUGGAGCCUUCCUCUUUGUUCAGGGCCUUCCAGUGAAGCCCAGCUGUCUCCUUGCUUGGGGUCCAGCAAGUUCCACUCCUGGAUGAAGGGCAGUGGCUGGAGUACAAAUUCCUAGGACGUGCUCAUGAAGCCCCCCACCACCCCCGCCCCAGCCCAGACGCCAGCCCCAUCUCACCCCACAUCCCACAGCGAGAACCCUCAGAGCUCUGCCCCUGCCCAGUGUGGGGCUUGGGCUGGGUACCGGGUGCCAUGGGGCCCCAGCCAUGCUCCGGGGAGCAGAGCAGUCCUGACCCUCAGCCCUGCCAGCAACUGAAGGUGCGGGGUCUGGGCCCAUGGUCUUCAGUUAGACUGUAGCUGUGCCCGGGUCACCCUGCGGUGCCUGGCCCAGUGAGGAGGCCCCCAUGUGCCACCCUCCUGGGUCCCACAUCCCAGGCAGAGUGGGGACCCUUCCACAUUACAGAAGAGGAUGCAGAGCUGCAUCACUCUACGAGUUGGCGCCAGGUUGGGUGUACUGCUCCACACUCUUCUGUUACUCCUCACAACCGGUGGGGAGGGAGGGGCUGGCCCGGCCACAGCAUCAGCUGGGGGUGGAGAUGGGCCCCAGUCCACCUGUUAUGUGUGAGGUGCUAGGAGGUGUGGCAAGAGCAGUGCACACCUGCUGGAGCUGAACAGCUGGGCACGGGCACCCGGGCUGGCAACACGCCCUCAAUGACCGCAUAAGAUGGGGCCUCUCCAAGGACCAGAGACGCAUGCUCCUGGCUGGGGGCGGAGCUGUGGCUGACAGGGCAAGCGGCCCUGCCUGCUGAGCCUCACCACCUUCUCAUCCCUCUGGGACUGCAAGGACUUGCCGAGCAC
Balaenoptera ricei (Rice's whale) is the source of this 2092-nucleotide messenger RNA. It is a transcript of the gene DERL3, whose product is annotated as derlin 3. The transcript has 8 exons. NCBI's taxonomy places the organism in Eukaryota, Metazoa, Chordata, Mammalia, Artiodactyla, Balaenopteridae. Gene Ontology annotation, biological process: endoplasmic reticulum unfolded protein response. Gene Ontology annotation, cellular component: endoplasmic reticulum membrane; Hrd1p ubiquitin ligase ERAD-L complex. The record is from RefSeq and is a predicted model, not a curated record. Gene Ontology annotation, molecular function: misfolded protein binding; ubiquitin-specific protease binding. Bases 277 to 1017 code for a protein of 246 amino acids.